GACGGUAGAUGGCGACAAACGCCAUACUGUCAGUUUUAGCCCUGUAAUAGAACAAGUUAGCAACAACAACACAGCUGGAAACGUUAGCAGCGAUUUAUAUUUUUUCCUACUAGUUUGGAACACUUAAACAGGUACGCUGGAAUUUUCUGACACCCACUCGGACAUGUCCUAUGUCUUCAUCAACGACUCGUCGCAGACCAGCGUGCCUCUGCUGCAGUCCUGCAUCGACGGAGACCUGCCCUUCGCCAAGAGGCUCCUCGAGACGGGAUGCGAUCCGAACAUCCGCGACAACCGAGGUCGCACCGGCCUCCACCUAGCCGCCGCCCGAGGGAACGUGGAUAUAUGCCGCCUAUUGCACAAGUUCGGAGCCGAUCUGUUGGCGACAGAUUAUCAGGGAAAUACAGCACUGCAUCUGUGUGGCCACGUGGAUACUAUACAGUUCCUGGUGUCCAACGGGCUGAAGAUCGAUAUCUGUAACCACAAUGGAUCGACUCCUCUGGUGCUGGCAAAGAGACGAGGUGUCAACAAGGACGCCAUCCGUCUGCUGGAGGGACUGGAGGAGCAGGAAGUCAAAGGAUUCAACAGGGGACCCCACUCCAAACUGGAGACAAUGCAGAUGGCUGAUAGUGAGAGUGCGAUGGAGAGCCACUCCUUACUCAACCCUAACCUGCAGAGCAGUGAGAGCGUCCUGUCCAGCUUCAGGACAACGUGGCAGGAGUUUGUGGAGGACCUGGGCUUCUGGAGAGUCCUACUGCUGCUGGUAGUCAUUGCGCUCCUCUCCCUCGGCAUUGCGUACUACGUUAGUGGCGUGUUGCCUUUCUCCUCCAGCCAGCUAGAGCUGGUACACUGAGGGAAGGAGGGGGGCAUGGGCUAAGGAGGUAGGUAGAAUUAACAAGUGAAGUUCUGCAAAAAAAGACCAUUUUCUUGGUGUUGUUGACUAAAAUCAAGAAAUAUUCUAUGAUGUUGUUACUAUCUUCAGACUAACUGAACAAAACUCAUAUUCUCAACAAAAAAAAGAAACUCCAGGCUCAGCAACUCGCACCAAAACAUUAAUCUAGUUGAUACAUUGUGUAACAUAUACCCUUUAAAAUCCAGCUGCUUUUGAAAACACAUUUUUACUUUUAUGCCGUGAUUCUGCCCAGUGUGUCACAGUUUCCUUUCAUACUGUAUGCUCUGUUACAAGCUGUAUAUUGCCAAUGUUUUGUAUCUUUUCCUUCUAGUGGUGUUAUUUAUCAGAUAUGUUCUGCGUUGAUUCAUUUUCCUGCUCCCUUGUCCUCUCUAAACGUAGUCGGAGCUUUUGUGGUUUUGAGGUGACAACUGAAAGCAGGCUGAUAUAGUCUGUCCGUAGAGCGGAAGAGCACAUUGCCUUUUGAGAGAAAGCUUCAUCUUUCACAUCAGCUUAUUAAGACAUUCCUGCCUGAAGCAUGUAGAUCCGUUUGCAUUAAAAUCUACUCGUAUAUAGACACAGUGUGUGUAAACUGUAUGGCAGCAGAUUAAUGGUCAUUACUUUUGUUGUAUAUUCAUGUUACCUUAUUAUCCUUUGUUUGAGCUGUUUAUUUUUCAUGUACAUUACAUUAAACCUUUGAAGUCCUAAUUUAAUGUGGAAAAUCAAUAAAAUCAUGUGUAUGAACUAUUGUCAUGUUAA
Mugil cephalus (flathead mullet) is the source of this 1645-nucleotide messenger RNA. RefSeq names its product ankyrin repeat domain 46b (gene ankrd46b). The transcript has 4 exons. The record is from RefSeq and is a predicted model, not a curated record. Gene Ontology annotation, molecular function: protein binding. The coding region runs from base 164 to 850 and encodes 228 amino acids. NCBI's taxonomy places the organism in Eukaryota, Metazoa, Chordata, Actinopteri, Mugiliformes, Mugilidae.